AUGGCCGCCCUGUUCCGCGUCAAGGCGCUCUACGAUUACUCGUCGCCGCACGAGGACGACCUCAACUUCCCCGCCGGCCAGAUCAUUGCUGUGACGGACGAUGAAGACGCCGACUGGUACGGCGGCGAGUACGUCGACGAGGCCGGCGCCAAGAAGGCGGGCAUCUUCCCUCGCAACUUUGUCGAGAAGUUUGAGCCCGUCGCGCCCCCGCGGCCCGUGAGGAAGCAAAAGCAAGAGCCAGAGGCCGCCGCCCCUGCUCCCCCUCACCCGGAGGCUUCUGCCCCCGAGGACACAGCUGGACGAUCGACACCUCCGCCAGCGAUCCCGGGAGGCGUGGCCUCGCUGCCCUCUCCGAAGAGAGUCGCAGAGCCCGUCAGGCACACGCAGCCCGCCGAGGCUCCUCCUCCUCCUGUCCCUGCGCCCGUUCCUGUCGCGGCUCCUGCUCCCCCGCCGGUGGCAUCUCCUCCUGCGCCAGCUCCGGCACCGCUGCCGACCUCGCCAAAGCGUACUGAAUCUCCCGCCUCGGCAGCUUCGAGCGCGCCCAAGCCCAAACCCGCGCCUCCGCCGGUUUCCGAGAAGCCCAGCUCCUUUAAAGACCGCAUUGCAGCGUUUAACAAAUCAGCUGCACCCCCAAUUGCGCCCUUUAAGCCCAGCGGCCUCGGCAGCGGCAGCGCAUCGGGUUUUAUAAAGAAGCCUUUCGUGGCACCGCCUCCCAGUCGAAAUGCAUAUGUUCCGCCGGUCCGCGAAGCUCCCGCGGCCAAGGUCUACCGCAGAGACGAAGACCCUGAGAUCAAAGACCGGGUGGCCGAGACCCAGGGACAAGCCGAGAAGGCGGGGUUAGUCCCUGCUGAAUCCCAGAAAGAAGGGGAUGAAGAAGAUCAACCAAAGCCUACCAGCUUGAAAGAGCGCAUUGCGCUUCUCCAGAAACAACAGAUGGAACAAGCGCAGCGCCAUGCUGACGCGGCGUCCAAGAAAGAGAAGCCAAAGAAGCCGCCGCCACCCAAGAAGCGCCUCGACUCCCAGGUUUCUGUCCCUGAAGCCGAGGAAGCGCCCGUGGUACCCGAGCGAAGAAGCGUCGAUGAGCCUCCUGUUAGAACCUCAAUGGAUGGUGCGCCUUCUGAGAAUGCUCCUUUAGCGCUGCGACCCCAGCCUGAAUUAAAUGUGACUUCGAGACCUGUCUCCAGGGACACUGCUAAUGAAGUCAAGGAUGACACUGCAGAAGCAGAUGUUGACGAUCGUGCUUCACACCGGCUGUCCAAGAUUACAACCUCAUCAACUACCGCUGGCGCUGCUCCUGCUCAUGAAAUAGAACAGCCGGCAACAGAGGCCCAAGAAACGGUUGAAGAAGAGACUGAGCAGGAGGAGCAAGAGACCCAGGAGGAGGAGGAAGAGGAUGUUGAUCCUGAGGUCAAGCGCAAAGAGGAACUUCGAGCACGAAUGGCCAAGAUGAGCGGUGGCAUGGGCUUUCAUGGCAUGUUUGGCCCGCCGUUAGGAGGUGGCAUGCCGCCAAGAGGACCCAAGCCGCCCGUCAGGUCUGCCACUACUCGUGAAGAGGAUGUCACUCCGCCGCCACACGCUCCUCCUGUUCCAACCAUGAUAGCAAUUCCAGGCAUGAUGGCCCUUCCGGAGCAUAGGCCACCGCCGCCUGUUCCUCACGAAGAGUUUUCGGCGCCCCCUGUUCCUCUAGCCGCUCGACCGGUGCCCCCUCCCGCUCCCGCAGCAGCGCGCUCACCUCCGCCUCUGCCCUCAGCUCCCCCACCUGUCAUAUCUGCUACAGAGGGAUCAGAAUCUGAUGACGAGCUGUCAAGCGGGGCACGUGAGAAUCAUGAACCGGCUCCCGCAGUAAUGAGAUCUCCCCCUCAGCCCCCUCACCCAAUAGACACAUCGUCGCCUCAGUCGCCACGACUGCCUUCACGCGAUGCAUUCUCGCCAACGUCACCCACUAGCAAACGCGCGAGUAGACCGCCGCCUCCUGUUCCAGGAGCUGCCCCUGCCUUGCCUCCAGCGCAAUCUCGUCCACCACCUCCGCCUCCUCCCGCUGCCCCACGUCGGCAAUCUACCAUAGACAUGGGAGUUGCCUCACCUACUAGGCCUCCGCAGGCUGGAGAAGAUAUUGGAGAGGGUACCGAGUAUGAGGGCGAUUAUGACACAGAUAUUGCGUCGCUCGCGCCCCAUAAGGAUGCCUUAUCGGCACAUGAUCGAGAGUCUAGCCUGGAAGAGAACAGCCUCAUGUCGCCGUUCAACGACGCACCGCCGAAUGCUCCUCCGCCUCCGCCUGGUCCGUUCGCUUCAACCCCGAGAGCGGCACCACCCCCUGUACCCCAGUCCCCACCUCUUCCGCGAAGGUCAACAGAAAUGUCUCGCUCUGAAAACCACGAUGCUUUGUUUAUCCAGAAUCCUCGUAAAUCAGAAGAUGUUGCGGAAUCGCCAGUCUUGGAUGAGCCCACGCCUCUUGCCUUUGAUGACGCCAGAGCCAUCUCACCACCUGAUCGAAGAGUCCCCCCUCCGGUUGGUGCGCGUCCGAGAGCAUCAGUAGAGAUGUCCAGACCCAGCCUCAGCGCUCCCAGGAGGUCUAUUGACCACCACCGCCCUUCUAUGGAUUCCGGCUUCAUUGCAGGAGACAUUGACUUGGCUGUGCAGAGUGGUUGGUGGAAGCAGUCGAAUCAAGUUCCUCCUGUUCUCCAAGGUAGGAAGGAUAUCUACUUUGAGUGUGACGAGUCGACUACGACAAACCAGGGCGAGCAGACGAUGAUUACACGGGAAACUUUCAUCUUAUUCCAAGAUUACUCGCAGACUAUACUCACAGCUCGCUAUGACCCUUAUGACCCUUCAACUGUGGAAUUGGAUCAGCGACACGAGGGGCCACCCAAGACUAUGCGACAGGAUCAGAUGGAGGAGGCUUACGACACUUUUGGACGAAAGAUUUCUGCAGCUGCUCUCGCCAAGAAGGACCAAGUUGUCGGCGACGGUAGUGCGCCGGGCUUCGUCUUGGAAAUGAUCCGCCCGUUGGAGGAUGCCUUGUUGCCUAUUAGCACUAGAUCGUAUGGCGCCCUCGUUUACGCCAACAUGGCCAAUGCGUCUACCCAGCAGCAUGACGCCAUUCGCCCUGGAGAUAUCAUCACCAUUCGAAAUGCCAAAUUCCAGGGCAAACAUGGACCGAUGCAUGCCAAGUAUUCCGCUGAAGUGGGCAAGCCAGACCAUGUCGGCAUUGUGGCAGAGUGGGAUGGCACCAAGAAGAAGGUACGCGCCUGGGAGCAAGGUAGAGAUGGCAAGAAGGUGAAGCAGGAAAGCUACAAGCUGGAUGAUUUGAGGAGCGGCGAGGUCAAGAUCUGGCGUGUAGUUUCACGAAGCUGGGUUGGCUGGCAGAAGAAGGCGCUCGCUUAGUGGUAC
Messenger RNA from Trichoderma atroviride IMI 206040, 3390 nucleotides. The record is from RefSeq and is a predicted model, not a curated record. Lineage: Eukaryota; Fungi; Ascomycota; Sordariomycetes; Hypocreales; Hypocreaceae.